AUGAUGCUUGCCUCGUCAAAAUCAUUGUUGACUUUCUUAGGUCUUGUUUGUACAUUCUUUCUUUAUACUCACGAUCACUUUUCAACAUCACCCGAUGAUUACGCCGUGCCACCGUCGACGACGUCAGAGGCGACCAUCUUCGACUCAAAAGCCAGCACUCCGCAGAUUGCCCUUUCCUCGGAUAAUCCUUCAGCUCCCGCAGACUUUGUGCCCGAGACUACACAUCGUACCGGCCAUGUCUCGGAGGAGAUGCGGCCCAGGAUCUUGCAGGCGACCAUGAUGUUCGGCGAUCAGUACAUCGGACUCAACGAGCGAACCCUCCAGAGCCACGUUGAUCACGCGAAACGCUGGGGCUACGGAAAUCAUGUACUGAGACGGGAGAUUGUGGGAGCAGGCCAGUGGGACAAGUUCAUCUUCAGCAAAGUCUUGCACGUCCAGAAUCUAAUAAUUGGAGAAUUGAAGAGGCCAAGAGAGGAGCGGGCAGAAUGGGUGAUAUGGUAUGACGCAGAUACCUUGAUACUUAAUCCAAAUAUAAAGUGGGAAAUCUUUCUUCCUCCCGACACCUUUCCCGACAUCAAUUUCAUGGCCACAAAGAACCUUGAUGGCUUCAACGCCGGACUUUUCUUCUUCCGCGUUGACGAAUGGAGCGUCGAACUCCUCUCCGACGCAUAUUCGCUUCCUAGACUUCGUCCCGAGAUCGACAUUGCAGGCAACAUCGAGCAGAACGCUCUGAAGUACCUUUUUGGUCAAGAACCACAUAAGAAACAUAUCAUUUAUCAGCCCCAAGCCUGGUACAAUGGCUUCAAGGGCGAUGAACGCGCCGAAACCGAGAUCAAUGGAGGAGACUUGCUUGUGCAUUUUGCGGGAAUCAAUCAUGACAAUGAAGAAGAAGAGAAAAAAGAGCUAAUGAGUCAGUGGUUUGCGAAGAUCGAGGCCCAACCGGAUGAAUGGGAGGUUCCUGUCGAGAAGACAAAAUACCCAGGAGAGAUCGAAGCGUUCUGGAGGACGUAUAAAGAAGCGAAGGAUUUGCUGGAUACUGUCCAUGUUAGGCCCGACACCCAAUCAGGUCCGGAUCAGGACGUGAAACGUGCGAGGAUGAGCUGA
This is a messenger RNA of Letharia columbiana, 1104 nucleotides long. RefSeq lists its product as uncharacterized. Gene Ontology annotation, cellular component: Golgi membrane. NCBI's taxonomy places the organism in Eukaryota, Fungi, Ascomycota, Lecanoromycetes, Lecanorales, Parmeliaceae. Gene Ontology annotation, molecular function: glycosyltransferase activity. The record is from RefSeq and is a predicted model, not a curated record. The transcript is spliced from 2 exons. Gene Ontology annotation, biological process: protein N-linked glycosylation. The coding region runs from base 1 to 1104 and encodes 367 amino acids.